AACAAUAUCGGCUAUACGGUUUCGCGGAUCACCUGUGGUCCUGUGCAGCCGUACCGUACGCCUCUGCUUUCCUCUCACCCCACCGCGCCACCGGCGAGCGGCCCGCGAGGGAGGAGGCGCUGCCGCCGCCUCUGCUGAUGCUGAUGAUGCUAGGGGCGGCCUCCCAGUGGAUCCUGGCCGCCGCCGCGGCGGCGGCCGUGGCGGCGCUGCUGUGGCUGGCCGUGUCGACGCUGGAGUGGGCCUGGUGGACGCCGCGGCGGCUGGAGCGCGCCCUCCGGGCGCAGGGCAUCCGGGGCAACCGGUACCGCCUCUUCACCGGCGACGUGCCGGAGAACGUCCGGCUCAACCGGGAGGCCCGGAAGAAGCCGCUGCCGCUCGGCUGCCACGACAUCAUCCCGCGCGUGCUGCCGAUGUUCAGCAAAGCCGUUGAGGAGCACGGGAAACCAUCAUUCACUUGGUUUGGCCCAACGCCAAGAGUGAUGAUUUCAGACCCUGAAUCAAUAAGGGAAGUUAUGUCUAAUAAGUUUGGCCACUAUGGCAAACCAAAGCCUACCCGUCUCGGAAAGUUGCUAGCCUCCGGAGUUGUAAGCUAUGAAGGCGAGAAAUGGGCAAAGCACCGGAGAAUUCUGAAUCCUGCCUUUCACCACGAGAAAAUAAAGCGGAUGCUGCCAGUUUUUUCUAACUGCUGCACGGAAAUGGUUACAAGAUGGGAGAAUUCAAUGUCUAUUGAAGGAAUGUCAGAGGUAGAUGUUUGGCCUGAGUUCCAAAAUCUUACAGGAGAUGUCAUAUCAAAGACAGCAUUCGGUAGCAGCUAUGAGGAAGGAAGGAGAAUUUUUCAGCUGCAAGCAGAGUCAGCCGAACGCAUAAUACAAGCCUUUCGGACAAUUUUUAUACCAGGAUAUUGGUUCUUACCAACUAAAAACAACAGAAGGUUGAGAGAAAUUGAAAGAGAGGUCAGCAAACUUCUACGAGGAAUAAUUGGAAAGAGAGAGCGGGCUAUUAAAAAUGGUGAAACCAGUAAUGGUGACUUGUUGGGCUUAUUGGUGGAGUCAAAUAUGAGGGAGUCAAAUGGGAAAGCAGAACUAGGAAUGACUACGGACGAAAUUAUUGAGGAAUGCAAGCUAUUUUAUUUUGCAGGAAUGGAGACAACAUCAGUAUUGCUCACUUGGACAUUAAUUGUGCUAAGUAUGCACCCAGAGUGGCAAGAGCGAGCAAGAGAAGAAGUGCUACACCACUUUGGAAGAACCACACCAGACUAUGAUAGCUUAAGUCGUCUGAAGAUUGUAACAAUGAUUCUGUACGAGGUUCUUAGGUUGUAUCCGCCAGUGGUGUUCUUGACCAGACGAACAUACAAGGAAAUGGAGCUCGGCGGCAUCAAAUAUCCCGCUGAAGUGACCCUUAUGUUGCCCAUUUUAUUUAUUCACCAUGAUCCCGAUAUUUGGGGAAAAGAUGCAGGUGAAUUCAAUCCAGGGAGGUUUGCUGAUGGCAUCUCCAACGCAACGAAGUAUCAGACCUCUUUCUUUCCAUUUGGAUGGGGUCCCCGAAUCUGCAUCGGCCAGAACUUUGCACUAUUGGAAGCCAAGAUGGCUAUCUGUACAAUCCUUCAGCGGUUCUCCUUUGAGCUUUCACCAUCGUACAUCCACGCACCAUUCACUGUGAUAACUCUCCACCCACAGCAUGGUGCACAAAUUAAGCUGAAGAAAAUCUAACCAUGCUGCUCACUUGCUCGGAUUGGUCAAGGAGAAACAAGUCAGUUUGAUAAGUUAUAUAUCUUUCUCUUUUGUAAACAGAGGUAGUCUACAGGUUUCGUAUUCGAACUAGAAAGAUUUUACUUAUUGAUAUACUAGCUUUUAUGCAGAUAAAAACAUGGUGAGUGAAAUAAUAUUCCGAGUUUUUAAUACAAUACAAGAGUGAUUUUUAGGCUCUUGAGGAUGUAUCAUAUUUUAUAGUGUAAAAUUUAAUCUCUCUAAUACAAUGACAUAUGAAAAAUUUGCAUUAAAAA
This is a messenger RNA of Oryza sativa Japonica Group (Japanese rice), 2002 nucleotides long. Its product is annotated as cytochrome P450 CYP72A616. Gene Ontology annotation, molecular function: heme binding; iron ion binding; oxidoreductase activity, acting on paired donors, with incorporation or reduction of molecular oxygen. Lineage: Eukaryota; Viridiplantae; Streptophyta; Magnoliopsida; Poales; Poaceae. The record is from RefSeq and is a predicted model, not a curated record.